Acanthopagrus latus (yellowfin seabream) is the source of this 4282-nucleotide messenger RNA. RefSeq names its product SPRY domain-containing SOCS box protein 4-like. The transcript has 4 exons. The record is from RefSeq and is a predicted model, not a curated record. Gene Ontology annotation, biological process: proteasome-mediated ubiquitin-dependent protein catabolic process. Gene Ontology annotation, cellular component: SCF ubiquitin ligase complex. Gene Ontology annotation, molecular function: protein binding. Lineage: Eukaryota; Metazoa; Chordata; Actinopteri; Spariformes; Sparidae. Bases 434 to 1294 code for a protein of 286 amino acids.
AGAAAAACCCCGUCGCUUUCACCGCCCAAACACAUGUAACAACGCCGGAAUAACGCUGCUGUCGUCGGCGGAGAGGCGGACAGAGGCCUCGGUCCUGCUCACCUCGGAGAGAAGUGUCGAGUUUGUGUUUUCGACUGUCUGCUGUUCCACGGCUGGCGACUGCGGGGCUGCUUCCUCAUUUCGACAAACUGACUGAUAGCGAGGAGUGAAACUGGAGCCGCUCCGUCUUUCUGAAGACAUUUGUGGCAUGAAACGAGACCGCGCACAUCUUUCAUCCAUCACCUCCUUCAUCUCCCUCCACCACUCUCCCGUAAGGAACUCUCACCUCAGCUCCACCGCAUUGAUGAGGUAACGUCAAGCUGUACGCAGCGCAGCACCCACCUGCUCAACAGCCACCCUCCCUCCUCCUCCUGUCGACCUUUCCAUCGCAGCCAUGGGACAGAAGAUCUCUGGCGGCAUUAAGUCGGUGGACGGCCGCGGGGAAAGCGGGGGCUCCCCGUCCUACCGGCCCUUGGCUCACCGCCGGCAGCACCCGGUCCUGAGGGAUCCUGAUUUCUCCAAACCUCCCCGGCUGGAUCUCCUGCUGGACAUGCCGUGUGCUGGACACGAGACGCAGCUCCAUCACGCGUGGAACCCCGACGACCGCUCGCUCAACAUCUUCAUCAAAGAGGAAGAUAAACUGACAUUUCACCGCCACCCGGUCGCUCAGAGCACGGACUGCAUCCGGGGGCGGGUCGGGUACACGCGGGGUCUCCAUGUGUGGAAGAUACACUGGCCCUCCCGGCAGCGUGGCACCCACGCCGUCGUUGGGGUGGCGACCUCAGAGGCUCCGUUACAUUCUGUCGGGUACACGGCGUUGGUGGGGUCGGACUGUGAAUCCUGGGGCUGGGAUCUGGGACGGAACAGGCUUUACCAUGACAGUAAGAACAGGGCCCACAGCUCCCUGCCCACUUACCCUUGUUUCCUGGAGCCGGAGGAGUCGUUCACUCUACCGGACUCUCUGCUAGUGAUUCUGGACAUGGACGAAGGGACGCUGAGCUUCAUGGUGGACGGACAGUAUCUAGGAGUCGCGUUUAGAGGACUGAAAGGCAAGAAGCUGUAUCCUGUGGUCAGCGCCGUGUGGGGACAUUGUGAGAUAUCCAUGAAGUACAUCAACGGCUUAGAUCCCGAGCCUCUCCCUCUGAUGGACCUGUGUCGGCGUGCGGCCCGCCUGGCGCUGGGCCGGGACCGGCUGCAGGAGAUCGAGAGCCUCCCUCUGCCCCAGUCCCUGAAAAAUUACCUCCAGUACCAGUGACUGACACCAGCAGAGCCGACUGGGAGAACACGGACACAAACUAGACCACCGGAGCGUCUAAAGAUGGAAGAGAUGAAUUAAAGAAAGGAGCUGCUGGAUGGAAGAAUGUCCACACUGAUGGAUUUAUAAAAAAUAAUUAAAAAAAAAAAAGGAUGGAGAUGAAAGAUGGUGGAAGUCCCGGCUUUCAAACAGAGGACAGCACAGCACCAGCUUCUUUUGGAUUUUCCAGCUGCUUUUUUUUCUUUCUUUUUUUUCUUCCAUUUGUUUUUUUUUUUGUUUUUUGUUUUUUUGACUUAAAUUAUUAAUGAUGGUAACCCAUCAGUGUGUCACUCAUCCAGAAUGAAAACCCAGCCUCCGAUGGCUCGGGCCGCAGGUUCGGAGGUGACCCUGUUCGGACGAACAGCGCCGCCCAGUGACGAGAAUCAAACGCUGCGCCGAGAAAAAGCACACUAAUCCUUUUUUUCCCUGGAGGCCUUUCUGACGCACAGUCAGCGACCAUAUCAUUGCUGUUGGAUGCCAGAGUGUGUAUUCAUGGUCUCCUCCAGCGCAGGUGGCAGGCUGCAGAGCCCAGAUGUCCAAGAGGAUUUUAGCACUAAUGUUGUUUUUCUUUUUUGUCUUGAUUAUCUGAUUGACUCGGGGCCCGACCGAAAGCUCAACCUCGCACACAGAGUAGAAUCGAAACAUGGCUGCAGGUCGUGCAGGCAAAAGAAAUGAAGCGUGUCCAGCUUUUUUUUUUUUUUUUCUCCCGGCUUCGUGAUGACACGUGACGACACGUGACGACAGGUGACGACAGGUGACGAGCCCUUUCAGACAAACACGUCACGUCCAUCAGACAAAAACUGAUGGAUUCGUUGAGGCGACGUUCACAGUGAUUCUUCAGCUGGUGCAUGAGAGGAAAGUAGGAGAUGAAGGACAGAGAGGGAAAAACAAAUGGAUGAGUGAUUAAUCUGAAGUCUUAAUUUAUGACGAUUGUCAGCAGGGAAGUUCCCACUCCUUCAUUUUUAUCAUUUAUUUUAUUUAAGAGAAUAAGAAAGUGUUAUUUUGGCUCUCUUGUCUUGUCUUGAAGCUUUUUUUUUUUAAUAUGCAGUUUAUUUAUUACUUCAAGAAAAAAAGAGGUUUCAGGCUUUUUCCUACCUCUUUCUCUUCCUCUCCUUAAAAAAAAAAAAAUCAUCUGAUCUGACGUGAGAACAAUCUCCUCAACAACCGAAAACGACUAUUAAACAGAUUAUAUUUCCUUUGUGCGCAUGAAACAAUAAUUAAGUAGUAAAUUUGUUACAGCGCUCUUUAUGCUCCUACAAAGUCACCUAAUUGCUCGUUAAAUCUACAGAACUUAAUAAGCACCGAUCUAAACACUCGGCUGAUCUGCUUCCUCGGGACUUUUCCACUGUGGUUUCAUUAGAUGUGAUUGAUUUUUACUGAAACAGCUCACCAGUCGUGUGAAAUCUGAUCUUGUUUUUAAGGACGUCAUUGAUCACGGAAAGCUGAUUAAGAAAAAUGUUUUCAGGUUCUUUAAUAAGGGAACAAGACGAGCAUUUCAUCUCACUGUUACUGUGAGGAUACUGAAGAAAGACUCGUGCUGUGUGGGAAGAGUUGUGCAAAUGUUACUAGGUCCAAUUUUUCAGGCUUACCGACGUGAUUUUUUACAUAACCGCGUGUCUGAAAGGGGCUUUGUUCAAGAUUCAAAACCAGAGGAAACUGCUCGCUUGUAAAGGAGCGUUAAAGGAUUAGUUCACCCAAAAUAAAAGAAAAUUAAGUCAUCAUCCACUCACCCUCGUGUCGACGCAAAGUCAGGUGAAGUUUCGUGGUCGGCAAAACAUUUCUGGAGCUUCAGGGGAAAACGGUGUUGCAGCUUUCUUGGGGAAAAAAAACUGAAGAAGAUGAGGACUUGUUUAAAAAAAAUGCAGGUCGUCCAGAGAUCCAAGAAUGAUUUGAAAUGUUACCGACGCCUUCAACACGCAGUCAAACUCUGCGUCAGCGCUGUUUUACUGUGAAGCUCCAGAAAUGUUUUGUGCGAUGUAAAACUUCACCCUCAUGGAGAUGAGACAUUUUUGGGUGGACUUUUCCUUUAAGUUUAAGACCGUACGGGACACUCAACCAGAGUUCAGAGUUCUCGACAUGAAGCCGUUGGAGUGCGCGACCGCGUCGGUCAGAGCUGGAGGUCGCGGCCCGUCGCGGCGUCACUAGUGCUGACGUGCUGUUGGGCUGUAAGAGGAGCCUCACCUGCUGUUGUAGCACCCUGCUGUAGCUCACUGGUACCAGACAGUAUCUGUCUGCUCUCCGCACAACUGUCUUAAUGACCACAGACAAACAAACAAACAAACAAACAAACAAACAAACAGGACCAGAUCUAGUCUCGCUGGAUCUUAAAAAAAAAAAAAGAGGUUAGAGCGGGUGGAGGAACAUUACUGACAGGACAGUAACGUGUUUCUGCCUCAGAAUGACCCACACACACACACACACACACACACACUGUAGAAGACCAAUCAUGUUUCCUUUCCUAAAAAAGCUUGAGUCACUUUUUUUUUUUUUACUUCUGAGUUUGUAUCCUUCAUUAUUAUUAUUAUUAUUAUUAUUAUUAUUAUUAUUAUUAUUAAUAUUACUGUGAGUGUGGAGCCUGAUUGUGAUGAUGGUAGGAUGACGAUGAUGAUGAUGAUGAUGAUGAUGAUGAUGAUGAUGAUGAUUAUUUAUCACAAGCUAGUUCUAUGUUUUUUUAAACUGGUCAUUGAUGGUUACAUUCAGGUAAAUUAAAUGCAAAGAUGCUGGCGACAGAAAGGACGAGAGACAUGAAAAGUUGUUUUCUUCAAUGCUGCUUUUAUUAAUAUUAUUAUUAUUAUUGUUAUUAUUAUUAUUUUGUGAUGGUCACCUCCUGUAUCUUCAGUUGGGGUGGGGCAGAAGAAGGGCCGUUCAGAGACGUAGCAGAAUGUGCGGACAGACGGUGGAGAUGUCAACAGAUAUGAAAUGUGAAUAAAAGCCAAGUGAAUUUGAAAA